AUGCCGUCUUUCCUCAAGGCUUCAAUGAGCCAGCGGCGCAACAUGACGCACAGUCAGCAGCAGAGGGUGACCUCGGAAUUUCGACAGCAGGAGGAGCAACGAGAAAAUCUGACAAAACGCAUCACUAAGGACAGACAGAUGCAAGCCAAUCUAAUGAGUGAGGAGAGACUUGAAAAGAAGCGAUACCUACGCAAGGUGCAAGACGAGCUGCACGAAAGCCAAAUUGAGGAUGCUCUCAUCAAGGUAUGCAUGCAAGGUAUCGCUUUCACACAACAUUCAUGAAAAGCACCUGCUUAAAGGACAACUAGGCUUCAUCUGUGUCUGGGAAACGGGCCCUAAAAGUAAUUGCUUGCUUCACCUGACUCUUACAGGCAGAGGAGGAGAGAAUAUACAAGGAAAAGCAACUAGAACAAGAGGAGAGAAUGGCACAAGAACUGGCCCGCAUCAGCUAUGAAAAGCUUAGAGAUGAAAAAAUGAGGCAAUAUAUAAAAGAGAACAGGUAAGUCUCAAAAUGAGGGGGUUGGCAGGGAUUGACAUUAAGGGCUGCCCUCCUAUUGCUUGGGUCAAGUGAACUGAACAGUCACACCUGCUCUGAGGUUGCCCCUGCUCUGAGGUUGCCCCAUUGGGCAGGUAAUUUAAAAACAAGAAGUGAAAAUAACCAAACUGCAAAGAAUUCCAGGAGCCUAAAACGGAUUAUUCUGGUUCUUUCCCAUUGUUUAAGUGAAAGACAGUCAAUUUAUGGCAGUCAGACAAGUUGAGCCUGCUCUGAGAUUAUUUAUUUGACUGAUAACAACCAAAAUACAACAAAUUCCAGUACCGAUCUUUCUGAUUCCUUCCCUAUGUGUAGAUGAAAGACAGGCAAUAUAUGGAACUGCUCAUUUAAAUUUUCAGGCAAGUGAUCAUAAUCUUUGGGCAACCCAAAAAUACUCCUGACUUGCCCGACGGGACGGGAAAAUGCCUUUCAGACUUUAAUAUAAAUCCCUGGGUUAGUGUAUCAACAAGAACCUGUCCAUAGUUGUUGCAGGAUAGAUGUUUUAUGUUGCUGUUAAUGUUUCCUUUGUCAUUUUAGUGUUGAACUCCGUGAGUUAGAGGGGAAGCUCAAGUCUGCAUACCUAAACCGGGAGAGGGCCGCACAGAUUGCUGAAAAGGAGUCUAUGAGAUAUGAGACAGUGGUAAGUUCAUAAAUGUCCUUUCCCGGGGUAGAAGGGACAUCUGAGACUUGAACCAAAACACUUGUUGGUUGUGCUUUUUGUUAAUCCAUAUUUUUCUCUGACAUUAGCGGCAGGAGGCUGAUAUUGCUCGUAAGAUGAAGAGCGAGCAUGAGCGGGCCUCUGUGGAGCAGGAGAAGCAAGACCAUAAGCGCUACGAGGAGGUGGUGCAGUACCAGCAGGAGCUGGAGCAGCAGCUGGAGGAUAAAGAGCACAAGAGACAGGAGGCUUAUGAGGAGUUCCUCAAGGAGAAACUCAUGGUCGACGAAAUCGUCAGGAAGAUCUAUGAGGAGGAUCAAAUGUGAGUGGACAGUGGCAGUGUGUUUUCACAAUUUGUCUAAGUUUCCUGCUUGAUCAAGUGAUCAGCAUAUAAUGAAAUCUAAUGACCUUUCUUAUUUGCAGGGAGAGGCAGUUAAGACUGGAGAAGAUAACAGCCACUCAAAGGUACAUAGAGGAGUUCAAGAGCCAGCAGACGGAGUGGAGACUGAUGGAGCGGGAGAAGAUGGAGGCUGAGAACAGACGCAUCCUGGAAUUUGCCAGUUACCAGCAGCUUAAGGAGAAGAACAGAAUGGAGAAAGUCAGAGAACGAGAGCAGGCAAAAGAACAUCUUCACCAGAUGGUAAGAGGGAGAAAACUCACUUUGCAAAACUCUUGGCUAUAUUCAUAGUUAAGAAUAUGUUUGUCUUUUUUUGUGUACAAAGUGAGAAAUUAUUUCAACAAUAUUGAUGGCUGUUGAGGAAGUAUGUAUGUAUGUGUCUUUCUUCUAGCUCACUGAGAAGAUUGAAAUGGAGAGGCAGCAGCGUGACGAGAUGGAGCGUGUUCGUGAAGAGCUUUGUCUGGAGGAGCAAGCCGAGGCUGCAAGGCAGAAACAAAUCGUAAUCAAGCAUACCCUUAUUUUAAAAUUUCCAAAACACCUUUAGAGGAUUCAACCCUUUUUUAAAUGUUUUAAAUGGCUUAACAGGAGGAGAUGGAGAAGAGAAUCAGACAGAGGCUGGAGUUGCAGCAGACCUGCCAAGAGCAAAUAGCCUUCAAGGAAAUGCGGAGGCAGGCUGAGAAGGAGGAGGAGGAGGCCUUCAGGCAGAUGAUGAUGGCCAAGUUUGCUGAGGACGACCGCAUAGAGCAGAUGAAUGCCCAGAAACGCCGCAUGAAGCAGCUUGAGCACAAGAGGGCUGUGGAGAAACUGCUGGAGGACAGGAGACAGCAGUACCUGGCUGACAAGGUACAGUAUAUUGCUCUCAUCAUGAACACACUUGUGCACUCUUUAUCAACAUCAAAGUGGUGUUAUUGUAACUGAAGCUUUUCUGUUUAACACGGUUUUGUCUGCCUCAGAGGUAUUCUGUAGGUACCUUAAGGAACAUUUGUUGAAUGUAAGUUUGACCUCUCUUCCCAAGGAACGUGAGGCUGAAGAAAGAGCAAUUGAACAGGAGAGGGAGGCAUUGCGUCGACAGAUCAUUGAGGAGGAAAGGCAAAGACUUCUCAAACUCCAUGCCACAAAACUGCUGGGCUAUCUACCUAAGGUAAGGGAGAAGAGGUUGCCUUAGUUUUUAGUUCUACUGCAAGUGCUUUCUUUGUGUUUUUCUUUAAACUCUUGUCAUUGGCUGUCCAAAUUCUUUAAAAAAAAACUUUUGAUGCAAUGUUGCUCCAGCAAGAUCCCACUUUUGAAACUGACUAUAUUAUUCUCAAAUGUUAAGGGCAUAUUCCGGGAAGAUGACCUUGAACACUUUGAUGAGGACUUCAGAAGCAAUUUCCAAAAGCGACAGGCCGACAUCUUUGAUGAAGAGAGCUGGGGAGAUGAUGAAUAA
Molecule: messenger RNA, 3010 nt
Organism: Coregonus sp. 'balchen'
Lineage: Eukaryota; Metazoa; Chordata; Actinopteri; Salmoniformes; Salmonidae
Source: the annotation of a GenBank genome assembly